CACACACACACCCUGAGGUUUUUGCUCACCCCACACUCGCACUGACACACACACACACGCAUACUCAUACACGCACACACUCGGCUGUACAAUGGCAGAAUCCCACCUGCAAUCCUCCCAGAUCACAGCCUCACAGUUUUUCGAGAUCUGGCUUCAUUUCGACGCAGACGGAAGUGGCUACCUGGAAGGAAAGGAGCUGCAGAACUUGAUUCAGGAACUCCAGCAAGCACGGAAGAAAGCUGGAUUGGAGUUAUCACCAGAGAUGAAAACCUUCGUGGAUCAGUAUGGGCAGAGAGAUGAUGGAAAAAUAGGAAUUGUAGAGUUGGCUCAUAUAUUACCCACAGAAGAGAACUUCCUGCUGCUCUUCCGAUGCCAGCAGCUUAAGUCCUGUGAGGAAUUCAUGAAGACAUGGAGAAAAUAUGAUACUGAUCACAGUGGCUUCAUAGAAACUGAGGAACUUAAGAACUUUCUAAAGGACCUGCUGGAAAAAGCAAACAAGACUGUCGAUGAUACAAAACUAGCUGAAUAUACAGACCUAAUGCUGAAAUUAUUUGAUUCAAAUAAUGAUGGGAAGCUGGAAUUAACUGAGAUGGCCAGGUUACUACCUGUACAGGAGAAUUUUCUUCUUAAAUUUCAGGGAGUCAAAAUGUGUGGGAAAGAGUUCAAUAAAGCUUUUGAGUUAUAUGAUCAGGAUGGCAAUGGAUACAUAGAUGAAAACGAAUUGGAUGCUUUACUGAAAGAUCUGUGUGAGAAGAAUAAACAGGAUCUGGAUAUUAAUAAUAUUCCAACAUACAAGAAAAGCAUAAUGGCUUUAUCAGAUGGGGGGAAGCUGUACCGAACGGAUCUUGCUCUCAUUCUCUCUGCUGGAGACAACUAGAGUUGGUGACCAUGACCAUUUACUAGCGAUACAUUGUAUCUAACAAUAACUGUGCACUAUAAGGGAGUAGGCUGUAUUUUCUUUUGUAUCUGUAAAUUUAACUGCAUUUAGAUGAUUACCCAGGAUGUGUGGCACAUUCUUUUCAGUUUGUUUCUACACUGUUUGUAAUGUACAGUUUUUGUAACUACAUGACUGAAAAAGGAGAAAGUCUCGGCUUAAGCCAGUCAAUAGACCCAACUGAAAAAAAAAAAAUAA
Messenger RNA from Lontra canadensis (Northern American river otter), 1132 nucleotides. RefSeq names its product calbindin 1 (gene CALB1). The record is from RefSeq and is a predicted model, not a curated record. Lineage: Eukaryota; Metazoa; Chordata; Mammalia; Carnivora; Mustelidae. Gene Ontology annotation, molecular function: calcium ion binding. Gene Ontology annotation, biological process: regulation of long-term synaptic potentiation; regulation of presynaptic cytosolic calcium ion concentration. The transcript is spliced from 11 exons. The coding region runs from base 92 to 877 and encodes 261 amino acids. Gene Ontology annotation, cellular component: nucleus; dendritic spine; terminal bouton.